AUGGCUAAUUAUUCGGAUCUAAGUGUUGUGGAUAAGAAGCUAUUUGAGGGUAAAGUGCUGAGUGGAGCUGCGAAGCUAUCAGAUUUAGAUAAGAUGCAACAAGACAUAAUUAUGUUAGAGGAGGGGUUAAAUAGGAAUCUCAGAAUUCUCAACAGAGAUUUAAAUAAAAUGAAUGAAGGUUUGGAUGAAAUAGAAAAAGGUACUAAUGAGGGCUUUAAGGCCGUAGCGGAAAGAGUUGAUGUCCUCGGACAAGAAAUGGUUAAAAUUAAGGAAAGUGUUGAAAGUCUUAAAAGUGAAUUAGAAGCUAGGGAUAAUCUUGAAUAUGAUGAGUUAAGGAAUAGUGAUGCAAAUAGGAUUGUAAAUAACAGCAAACGUCCAGAGCAAAUACCACCGCUGCCGCCAAAACACAAUCAAGUAUCUGGUUCUCUGAACCGAAUAGACUUAGCAACAAACUCCUUCGGGAAUAAAAAGGAUCAAACAAAGAACACUAGUAACAAUGGGAUAGGAACACAACGCACAAGCUCUAAUUCUGAAUUAAAUGUAUUAGGUGAAGGUACUUCCUCGGGAUCCCAUUUAGAAAUAUUUAGUGGAGAAACUGCAUCCUCCUUUGAUAAUUGGACUAUUCGGUACGCAAGCCCGCCACAUUUUUGA
Meloidogyne enterolobii is the source of this 651-nucleotide messenger RNA. Lineage: Eukaryota; Metazoa; Nematoda; Chromadorea; Rhabditida; Meloidogynidae. The record is from the annotation of a GenBank genome assembly.